UAUAUAUAUAACUAUGGAUGAUAUAUUCAAUUGGUGUAGAGAUGGUAAUACAUUUCAAGUAAGAGUUUGGUUGGACGACACCACCCAUGACAUGAACCAGGGUGAUGAUCACGGCUUUAGUCCGCUUCAUUGGUCGGCUUUUGCCGGUCGGGUGGCUUUAGUUGAUCUGUUGAUAACGAAAGGCGCCCGUAUUAACGCCACUAAUAUGGGCGACGAUACGGCACUUCAUUUGGCCGGAGCUCACGGACACAAGGAUGUGGUCCAUCUGUUGUUGCGACACAAGGCCGACGUGAAUGCGGUCAAUGAACACGGAAACACACCGCUACACUACGCCUGCUUCUGGGGCUACCAACACAUUGCUGAACAAUUGAUCACUGCCGGUGCUCUCACCAACAUUACCAACAAGUAUGGCGAAACACCGUUAGACAAGUGCAAGGGUCAGAUGCAUCAGAGACUGCACGAAUUGGCCACUGAAUUGGGACAAGAAUUGACCAAAAAAAUACCGUAUAAGUCGCAGUCCUGGUUGGGCACUAAGUCGCGAUCGCGUGACGCCACUCUAUCCCGCUAUUCGGGACUCAGUCUCAAUGAAUUGCAUUUACAGCACAAGAUAUCGAACAGUCCAUCGGGAGAGACGUGGAAAGGUGUUUGGCAGCGAAAUAAUAGCGAAAUAUGUGCCAAAUUUGUGGCCGUCGUCGGCGAAAUGGCUGCCAGAAUACCCAGAGAUUUCUCUGAAGAGUAUCCAAGACUUCGUAUCUUUUCUCAUCCAAAUGUACUGCCAGUCAUCGGUUGUGUCAAUUCACCGCCCAAUUUGGUUGUUGUCAAUCAAUAUAUGCAAUACGGAAGCCUUUAUCAAGUAUUACAUGAGGGCACAGGUAUUGUUGUCGACACACAUAAAGCACUCAAGUUUGCCAUCGAUAUUGCCAGAGGAAUGGCAUUCUUGCACACACUUAAUCCACUCAUUCCUCGCCUUUAUUUAUCAUCCAAACACGUUAUGAUUGACGAAGACAUGACGGCCCGUAUCAAUAUGGCCGACGCCAAGUUCUCGUUUCAGGAGCGCAACAAAGUCUAUAAUCCUGCCUGGAUGGCACCCGAAGCCCUACAGAAAAAACAUACCGACAUCAAUGUCAAGACGGCCGAUAUGUGGUCGUUCGCUGUACUACUAUGGGAACUGUCCACACGUCAGGUGCCGUUCGCCGAUAUGUCGCCAAUGGAAAUGGGAAUGAAAGUGGCACUCGAAGCACUCAGGGUUACUAUACCUCCCGGUAUAUCACCGCAAAUGUCAAGACUUAUCAGAAUUUGUAUGAAUGAAGAGCCGGGCAAACGGCCAUCAUUUGAUCAGGUGAUCCCUAUAUUAGACAAAAUGAAACAGUCUUGAGCUAUAUUGUGUGCCAACCAAACCAAACCACUAGUUAUAAUUGACAUUUUAAAAUAAUAAUCAAAAAACUAAUCAUUUUAUAUAUUAUGUUAUUUUAAUUGAAAAAAUAUAAUUACCG
Molecule: messenger RNA, 1493 nt
Organism: Oppia nitens
Lineage: Eukaryota; Metazoa; Arthropoda; Arachnida; Sarcoptiformes; Oppiidae
Gene: Ilk
Product: integrin-linked protein kinase homolog pat-4-like
Exons: 3
Coding region: 14-1375 (453 amino acids)
Biological process (GO): substrate adhesion-dependent cell spreading; protein phosphorylation; integrin-mediated signaling pathway
Cellular component (GO): stress fiber; focal adhesion
Molecular function (GO): ATP binding; protein kinase activity; protein binding
Source: RefSeq, a predicted model, not a curated record